UGGGAAGAGACACGCCGACACCACAUUCAAAAUGGCCUCUAUCAGCAACUGCGCUGGACGUGGAUCAAAAUGUGCAUAAACAAUACCGUUCUGUGGAUUUACUCAUCAUCAUUACCGCUAAAUUCUUAAGGGGGGCGAUGUCAUGAACACACCACACUGUCAGAAGUGAAGUAUGUAAGAUGAGAUCUUGUUUUGCAGACAGCCCAGCCGAACCGGGGCGCCGCAGCAGCAGCAGCAGGGUAUCAUCUGCGGUUCUGAACCACCGACACCUCCAGUGAGAUGGAAGGAGUGGAGGAUGCUGAUGUGUUGGGUCUCGCACCGUCCUUCGAUGUCAACGACAACCGGGAACCAUGCAAAGUUCGCAUUUGUGUUUCUGACCCUGACGGCGCACGCUCCGGGCGGGCCGCCGGGGAGGAUUCUGUUUACAAUUCGGGUAAACGGGAUCGGGACGCCGGAGAGGCGUCAGCGUGCAAUGCACCGAAAGAGGGGCACAUUUUGCUUGAUUUGAUACCAGACUCUGUCUCUACGGUGGUUGGAGACAGGGAUAGGAUAUUCAAUGGAUUUUCCGAUCAACAGGAGGUGGAUGUGGUCUGUCCAGAUGGAGGAGGGGGAACCCGGUCCGGCCCAAAUGCAGCUGUGCGCGCACUCGGAAUGACAGAGUCGGAUCGGGUUAAGCGUGGGUGCGAGUGUGCUGGAGAGAGUGUAGAUAAACCCGACAAGGGUUAUUUAAAUUCACAGCUGAGGCCAAAGUCUCCAGUGUCAUUUGCUGGUAGGAAUUCACCAGAUAUGAAGAUGCCUAACGGAGAUGCGACCUAUGAGCAUAUGGACAAUGAUCGUAUAAACUGCAUGGAUUAUGAUCAUACAAUGCAAUCUUUUCAAAAAGGACUCAACAGUAGAGGUAUAAAAGUGGGGAAUGGAGGGUUUUUAAUUGUGAACAGUUAUAACACUCUGUCUCAAGUCCCUUUUGGAUCUCUUGGUGGCCUUCAUGCUCCAAAGAGCCAUGCCUUUGUUCAUCAAAGUGAUUGUGCGAGGUCAUGUGAAAGAAUCGUUUGUGCCAGCGCGGAGAGCUCGGACCCGGAUCCCGAAAACACACUGUCAGACCUCAGUGCCAAGCUGUCCUUGUCUCCCCUGGCAGAAAACACAAGCGAUUACACCGAAGCCGAGCCGAGCCCGGAAGAAUUUAGCGAGGGUGGUCCUCCACCCCGGCCCCAAAGUCUGCGGACUAACACCGGUCACUCAGUUUCCCUCAGCUGCGAUGCCACUCCCCUCAGCCCCGAGGAUGAUGGAUAUUUUGGAGCGGAGGGUGGCGUGGAUGAAUGCCUCAGCACUGGGAAUACAUUUGAUCUCGGGCGUCGACAAAGCGCUCCCGACAACCUCCCAGACAGACUAAACGAUAACCCCGAGGCUUCACCUGACCUAACGGUUGACACGAAGAGGCACGGCAUCGCCGAGUUCCUCACCAGGAGUUUGUUUUCCUGGAAGCCCAAAGAGUCAAGGGCCACAGCAUCCCAGAGUGUUCCAGGAUGGAAACUGUUUGGAAAAAUUCCAUUGAGGGACAACCCUCCCAAAGACUGUCAAAUCAUCCAACAGGAGUAUGAAUCCAGGGCGGUACCCCCUGUAGGACCGUCCCUUCAGCCAAUGAGAAGGAAGAAUCUGGAGUUUGAGCCUUUGUCCACCACUGCGCUCAUUCUGGAGGACAGGCCAGCGAACUUACCAGCUAAAUCAGAAGAGGAAUCUGAGAGGCACAGGCAGGAAUACAGUGAGAUGGUUGCAGGGGCCAAGAGAAGAGAAAUGAAAGAUGCACAGAAGAAAAAACGACAGAUGAAAGAAAGAUACCGUCAGGAAGAGAACAUCGCCAAUGCCAUGGUGAUCUGGAACACUGAGGUCCUGCCCAACUGGGAAAGCAUGCGUAACACCCGACGUGUGCGUGAACUCUGGUGGCAGGGUAUCCCGCCCAGCGUCCGUGGAAAGGUCUGGAGCCUCGCCAUCGGCAAUGAGCUAAACAUAACCCCAGAGCUGUACGAGAUCUUCCUGUCUAGAGCCAAAGAGAAAUGGCGGAGCUUCAGCGAGACAAGUUCUGUCAAUGAGAGCGAAGACUGUGGCGUGUCAUUGGCUGACAGAGAAUCUAGUCUGGAUUUAAUCAAGCUUGAUAUAUCAAGAACUUUCCCAUCUCUCUACAUAUUCCAGAAGGGUGGACCAUACCAUGAUUUAUUGCACAACGUGUUGGGGGCAUACACCUGUUAUAGACCCGAUGUUGGCUAUGUCCAGGGCAUGUCCUUCAUUGCUGCUGUUCUCAUUCUGAAUUCGGAAGAGGCCGAUGCCUUUAUUGCCUUCGCCAACCUCCUUAAUAAACCAUGCCAGAUGGCCUUCUUCAGAGUGGACCAUGACCUGAUGCUGAAGUAUUUUGCAGCAUUUGAAGUGUUUUUUGAAGAGAACCUGCCCAGACUAUUCCAGCACUUUCAGAACAACAGCUUGACCCCUGACUUUUACCUCAUAGACUGGAUCUUCACUCUGUACAGUAAGUCAUUACCGUUGGAUGUGGCCUGUCGUGUUUGGGAUGUGUUUUGCCGAGAUGGAGAGGAGGCAUUAUUCCGGACAGGACUGGGAAUUCUACGGCUGUACCAGGAUGUUCUGCUGCAGAUGGAUUUCAUCCACAGUGCACAAUUUCUUUCUCGGCUGCCUGAAAACACACCCGCACAUGCACUCUUCUCCUGCAUAGCUAACACACAGAUGGUCAGUAACAACCGUCGGUGGAACCAGGUCUUUUCUGCUCUGAUGAAAGAUGGACUAAAAGAAACAGACAAAAGCAGCAGUAGUCCUGCCUUAAGAAGCUAACAGCUGACACUCCUAAAGGACAAGGGGAUCUUUUUGAGGCUCGGAGAUGAUGACUGUUCACGCAGCACUUUGAACUCUGCCUUGUGCCUGAGGAGAACCUGAAGAUCUGAAGGACAUCUUGGGCUCAAACUUGAUAUGCUUGUUGUACUGUUAAAAAUGUCAUGAUGGACCCGUCCUCUGUGGAAGGGUUGUUUUUUCACUUACGUUCAAAAGCGUUUAUACCUGUGUUUAAGAAUGAAUUCGAGAGCAGGAGAAUAAUACAAAUGUGAGUCAGGUUAUCGUAUAAUGUGCCAACUUUGUCAAUGUUACUUUUGUAAUAUUGUGACUGUAAGAAAACAACCAGAUCAGAUAAUGAUCAGAACCAUUUACACACAUACAGAGGCCUAAGAUACAGACAUGAACGCCCCAGGCCAGCAGUAAUCUUGCACCAGCGGUAGGCCAUCUGGUGCACACACACACACACAUAAUCUAAACCUGCAGUAGCCUUUCAUUUAGCACACAGCAAAUCUGUCAAUGUAUUUAUGCAAAAUGUGUUUGCUUUUCUUUUUUUAAAAUCAGUCUGUUUGCUAAAAUCCUCACCUCUGUUUGACUGCAGUUAUAGAGCCAUUGAUACCCAUGGCAAUAUUUCUGUAUCCCUGUGACCACCUGUGAGCCACAGUAUACCCCAAAACUCUAAACGGAGACCUGGAACCAGAAUAGCUUGAAUCAGAAUUGCUGAUCUGAGAUCAGGGUUUGCCUGUUAUAUGCCAUCUAAAGACAGAUGCUGAUCAAAUAUUACAACUCGAGAGUUUUCUUAAUAAUCAGCCAUGAGGUUUUGAAUAAAAUGUCUGCAAACACACACAUUACACACUAACCUUAACCAGCAAACAAGAGAUCAAGUUUUGCACCUUCUACAACACUCCAAAAUGAAUGAUUUUUUACAUUUUGUUGUUAUUUAAGGCCUGUUUUUAAUUUAAGAAUCAUCUUUUUAUCUUUCUCACGGUUGUACAGUUUUCUUACAUCAACAGUGAAAAUUGUACGUUGCUUGUGUGAGGGAUCUAGUCAAUUUCAGUAUUGGAGACCUGAUUUGUCUUCCUGUCAUUCUUUCUUAGUUUCUUUUUUACUUGCACAGCAUCUUAUAAAAUGAAACUACAUUUAAGGAAGAUUUUGUUACAUUGUGCAAGCCACAACAUGGGACCAGCAUGUUUUUGAGAAGUGCCAUCUACAAAAUACAGCAAUUGCUUCUUUUUGGACAAGAAGUUUAUGCUGCCUGCUUCAUGGUUCUUUAACAUUAUAUUUAAUGAAAUAUCUGGUUCAUUAAUUAUGUGCAAAAUAAAAAAAUGAAAUCCUACUAAAUUUCGAUUUAUACUGUGAUAAAUCGGUACACCCCUAAACAUCAGAUCAAAUACUAUAGCAUAGCUUGUUCCUAAUAGCCAAUUGCCUUUACACCCUAGCCAUGAACCAUGGUUAGCUACCCUACAUAGUGUGUCGAGGGAAUGUGCUAUUAGGCUAAACUUGAAAGCAUUUGAUUAAACAUCACCCACUGGUGCAGGGCAAGUCAGGACUUUUGUUGUCUGCUUGCUUACCUGGAAGAUACAGACUGCUCUUUUUAAAGGGGACAUUUCAUGAAAACCUUUCUUUUUUUCAUGUUUAAGUGCUAUAAUUGGGUCCCCAGUACUUCUAUCAACCUAGAAAAUGUGAAAACAUCAACCCAGUAACUUAGUUUUGGUAAACCAUUCUCUGCAAGCAUAUGAAAAAAGCUCCCCCUGUGAUGUCAGAAGUGGAUAAUACCACCCCUUUAUCUGCACCAUCCAACCACAGCCUUUUAGUGCGGAGAUCAACUCAUUUGCAUUUUAAAGCAACACUAAAGAGUUUUUGCUCUUUGCUCCCACUACAGGUUAGAAGCGUAAUUGUCCUUUACAAUUGUCGUAAAUACUGCAGCAUAGCUGGCUCUGAUUGAAUUGUAGGUCUGCCGUGAAGCAGUUUUUGUAGUUUUCACUCGAACUACAGGACCGCGACCCGGCGGUUGGAAACUUCUUUAGUGCGGUUUUGGCCGAUAGAGGGCUGCAAAGCGAAUGUGAAAGUGCUGUUCACCCUGUUUCGAGUGGAUGAACGACUGAAACUUUAUUUUAAGGUUAAAAAAAAACUCUUUGAUGUUGCUUUAAAGGACCCAAAACAGCACUUUUUUAUCAAAACUACCAAGUGGCAAUUUUAAAACCCUAUAAUAAAUUAUCUAUAUGGUAUUUAUGAGCUAAAACCUUACAUGCAAACUCUGUGGACACCAAAGACUUAUAUGACAUCUAAGGCCUUGUCCACACGGACAUGGGUGUUUUUAUAACGCAGUAAAAAACGUUUUUUUUUUUACGCAGUUCGUCCGUUCGUCCACACGGACACGCAGUAUCACAUCACUGAAACCGAAUGUUUUUGCAAACCCCUGCCAGGGUGAGUAUUUCAAGAAACGCCGGUUGCGGUGUUGUCGUGUAGACAGUAAAACCGGAGUUUUUGCCUCGCAAAGUCACUUUUCUCAGGCUUCUGAUUGGCCGAGAUGGCUUUAGAUUUGAGUUAUAUCACCGCCUGCUGGUGUGGCAUGCUCUUGAAAGCACGUUUUUUUGCGUGUUCAUGUAGGCGGAAAUUUCUUUUAAACCGAGCAUGCCAUGUGUGGAGGGGAAUUUUUUUAAACCACAGGAGGAAAACCUAUUAAAGACUUAAAGUCUUGUGAAAUGUCCCCACUAACUUAGGCCCUGUUUACACGUACAUGGGUAUUUGGAAAAAUGGAGACAUUUCUCUUC
This is a messenger RNA of Paramisgurnus dabryanus, 5603 nucleotides long. The record is from RefSeq and is a predicted model, not a curated record. NCBI's taxonomy places the organism in Eukaryota, Metazoa, Chordata, Actinopteri, Cypriniformes, Cobitidae.